AGGUGAUAAACUGCCCUCUUUGAAGAAUAUCUUAGAACACUGUCAGUUAGCCCAGAAAGAUUUGAAGUCCAACAGCUCCAACGGAUCGGGAACUUGAUACGGUUCUGAAGCAGAGAGUCGUGUUUAGUGAUCCAGACAACAGCAUGGACCUUGGGGACAAUUCAAUCCCUGACUGGAUCAACCCUAUGAACUUUCCUGCAAAACUAUGGCGUUUGGUGAACAACCCGCUAAAUGAAGGCAUCUGCUGGGACAGUCACGGCGAGGUCAUCCUUGUUGAUCAACAACUCUUUGAGAAAAAGAUCCUGUCUCCUGGAGCCAACACCUCACCUGACGCCUUCAAAACAACCAACUUCUCAAGCUUUGUCCGUCAGCUUAAUCUGUAUGGCUUCAAGAAAGUCGAUCAACCUAUUAAACAGACUGGAUGCAUGGCCGGAUAUCAUCAAUUUAUAAACCCAAACUUCAAGCGAGACAAGCCUGCAUUUGUUGCAAAUCUGAGGAGACUUACUGCUGACAACAAGGCCAAGAUCAAAGCUGGUCUGGACGUGAGAAGUCGUCCCCUGAGUCGAUAUGUACGAUUCAAUGGGGGUAGUUUUGGCAUAGAUUACGACUUAAAAAGAGGCAAUUCUUCGCUGACUAGCCAUAGCCCCCGACAACAGGAGUCCCAUAUUCCUUAUCUUUCAAAAAAAGCUCAGGGCAUGACAUCGCACAAUGGAACCCCAGUUCCCCCGCGAUUCCUGAUGAGGGGUCAUGGUGCGGCUCUUUCGCCUAUGAUCUUCGCUGCAGACAAAGGGAUACCAGUCUCCUUAAGCCACCUCUACCCUGGACUCGCCACAGGCUCCAAUCCUGUGCACCUUCAGCAGAGUUUACUGGCCCGUGCAAACCAUGGAAAUUCCAAUUUUCCUUUUACUGGUUCUAAUGCACAAUGUCAGCCGGGCUACUUGGCCGCAGCCUACCAGUGCUGCCACCCAAACAUUGUGGCUUCGCAUAUGGCAUGUGGUGGACUUCAGCCAGGGCCCAUCUCUCCCCACAGAUAUUACCAGGCAAGCUAUCCCGUGAACAUGUGUCCAUAUUUGGACCCCCACCGGGACUCAAAGACCAAGGAACACCAUGAGUUGAAAAAAUGUGACAUCAACUUGGACACAAUCUUCCAGAUUGCCGAUGAGGUGAUGCAAACUCCACCCAGUAGUGGCCUGAUAAGAGUUGUGACCCCAGAGAAGCCAGGCCCUGUGUUAGUGCCGGUCUCCAAUACCAGCAUGAUGGGAGACAACCUAACCAGCCCCAUGAAAGCUAACCCUUUGAACCCUGGACCCAUCAUAAUGGCUGUGUCAGCCAAGUAUGGUCUGAUUAAUUACAAACAAGAAGAGAAGUCUGUGAUUUCAGUACCUGAGAAAAUGCCUGAAGAUGACAUAUUUGAGGACACUGAGCUUAUAGAUGUUGAGGAAAGUUCGCCGCUAAAGAAAACUAAUCAGGCCAACGAUGCCAACAACAGCAAGGAGUAUACCAACUCUUUAGAUCUCAACUUGCUGAUCUGAUUGAAAUGUGAAAGGGAG
Molecule: messenger RNA, 1550 nt
Organism: Eleginops maclovinus (Patagonian blennie)
Lineage: Eukaryota; Metazoa; Chordata; Actinopteri; Perciformes; Eleginopidae
Gene: hsf5
Product: heat shock transcription factor family member 5
Exons: 7
Coding region: 144-1532 (462 amino acids)
Biological process (GO): regulation of DNA-templated transcription
Molecular function (GO): sequence-specific DNA binding; DNA-binding transcription factor activity
Source: RefSeq, a predicted model, not a curated record